AUGAGCUCCUGGAACGUCUCCAUUUCGUCCCACGCGGACCUUAUCUACAACCCCAUCCGCACCGUCUCUGACAACGCGAAGCCGUCGCCCUGCCCGAAGCCCAUCAUCAAGCUGUCGGUGGGCGACCCGACGCUCGACAAGAACCUUCUCACGCCGCCGACUCACGAGGCGGAGCUGAAGAAGGUCAUUGACACGCAGGAGUGGAAUGGGUACCUCCCGACGGUGGGGUCGCUGGAGGCCCGUGACGCCGCCGCGACGUGGUGGAGGAACAAGUUCGUCCACAACGAGAAGCUGAAGAGCGCGAUCGUGAAGGAGAACGUCGUGAUGUGCUCCGGCGGCUCGCACGGCAUCCUCAUGGCCAUCACGGCGGUCUGCGACAGGGGCGACUACGUCCUGCUGCCGGCUCCGGGCUUCCCGCACUACGAGACCGUGUGCAAGGCCUACGGCAUCGGCAUGCACUUCUACAACUGCCGGCCAGACAAGAACUGGGAGGCGGACCUGGACGAGAUCCGGAAGCUGAAGGACAACAAGACGAAGCUGUUUGUGAUCACGAACCCGUCGAACCCCUGCGGCAGCAACUUCAGCCGGAGCCACGUGGAGGACCUCGUGCGGCUUUCGGAGGAGAUGCGCCUGCCCAUGUUCGCGGACGAGAUCUACGCCGGCAUGGUCUUCAAGGGCAAGGACCCCAACGCCGUUUUCACGUCCGUGGCGGACUUCGACAGCACCGUGCCGCGCGUGAUUCUCGGCGGCACCGCGAAGAACCUCGUCGUCCCUGGGUGGCGGCUGGGCUGGCUGCUGUUCGUUGACCCGCACGGCAAUGGCGCCGGCUUCCUGCAGGGCCUGCAGCGUGUGGCGAUGCUGGUCUGCGGACCCAACACGCUUGCGCAGGGGGCCCUUGCCGAGGCGCUCCUCAACACCCCGCAGGAGUACUUCGACAAGAGCGUGAGCCUCAUCGAGGAGAGCGCCAUGUACCUCUACGAGCACCUCCGCGAGUGCAUCGGCAUAGUGCCGACGAUGCCGCAGGGGUCGAUGUACGUGCUGUCGAAGGUGGAGGUGGAGCGGUUCAAGGACAUCAAGAGCGACGUGGAGUUCUUCGAGAAGCUGCUGGAGGAGGAGAACGUGCAGGUGCUGCCGGGCAACAUCUUCCACGCGCCGGGCUUCAUGCGGGUCGUGACGACGCGUCCCAUCUCGGUGUACCGCGAUGCGGUGGAGCGCAUCAAGGCGUUCUGCCAGCGCCACGCUGCCCCGGUGAAGAGCUAA
Molecule: messenger RNA, 1260 nt
Organism: Trypanosoma grayi
Lineage: Eukaryota; Euglenozoa; Kinetoplastea; Trypanosomatida; Trypanosomatidae
Product: tyrosine aminotransferase
Exons: 1
Coding region: 1-1260 (419 amino acids)
Biological process (GO): biosynthetic process; aromatic amino acid metabolic process
Molecular function (GO): pyridoxal phosphate binding; L-tyrosine:2-oxoglutarate transaminase activity
Source: RefSeq, a predicted model, not a curated record